Molecule: messenger RNA, 1933 nt
Organism: Zymoseptoria tritici IPO323
Lineage: Eukaryota; Fungi; Ascomycota; Dothideomycetes; Mycosphaerellales; Mycosphaerellaceae
Exons: 10
Coding region: 80-1933 (617 amino acids)
Molecular function (GO): flavin adenine dinucleotide binding; NADP binding; N,N-dimethylaniline monooxygenase activity
Source: RefSeq, a predicted model, not a curated record
AUUCAGUGGUCUGUCUAGAUCGCACCUUUUCGAACUUGCACUGAGUGUGUGCGCCUUUCUUACCGAACACAAUUUCUACAUGAAGUCGGACUUUGCCAAGAUGGGUCAAUACAAUGACAAUCAUACGAUAGAUCUAUCGGCAAACAGUGCAGAUGGCGCUGCGUUCGAGGGCAAGACCGAGGCAGAUGCCGCAACGAGCACUGGAGCCACUGACAAGACAUGGACAUACCCUCACCCAACGGACUUCAAGCUCAGCGAGCAUUACAUCGACGAUGUCCAGAAACUGAAAGUCUGCAUUAUUGGGGCCGGGUUGGCGGGUAUCACGGCGGGUGUGCUGUUGCCUGCGAAGGUGCCUGGGAUCGAGCUUGAAAUCCUGGAGAAGAACAGCGAAGUCGGCGGAACCUGGCUUGAGAACAUAUACCCCGGCGUCAGAUGUGAUAUACCAAGCCACGUCUAUCAGGCCACGUUCUCGCCAAACACUGAGUGGAGUGAAGAAUAUGCCCAGGGCCCGGAAAUCUUAUCCUAUUGGAGAUCCAUCGCUCGGAAGUACGACGUCUAUUCCAAUAUCCGCUUUCGGACCAAGGUGAUCGGAGCGCACUGGGUGGCUCCAACAGCUCGCUGGAGGGUCGAAACGGUCGACCUUGAGACCGGCACAUCGUCAACUGAACAUUACCACUUCCUGAUCACCGCAAUCGGCCACUUUAACGAGUGGAAGCUUCCAAGCGAACAAGACUACCCGGGUAUCUCCAGCUUCAAGGGACUCCUCCGUCACUCUUCAGAUUGGGAUCCUACUUUCGAUCCCACUGGCAAAAGGAUAGCAACGAUAGGAAAUGGUGCUUCGGGGAUUCAGGUUACUACCGCUUUGCAGAAAGUUGCGGCGCACGUCGAUCACUACGCUCGGAGCAAAACCUGGAUCGCGGGAAGUUUUAAUCCGCGCCUGAAGGACCGAAGAGAAACUGCGAUGCCUAUCUCCAAAGACUUGCUCGCUUCUUUUAGUGAUCCAAGCAAGUACCUCCAAUGGCGAAAGGAGUUGGAGGAUAAUUUCUUCCGCAAUUUCGAUGGUCAAGUGAUAGACUCAGAGGCAAGCCGGAAUGCUCGAGAGUCCUUCGUCGAGACGACAAGAAGACGGGUCAAUGGCGAUGAGGAUCUACUGGCAAAGCUGAUUCCGGAUUUUCCACCAAACUGCCGAAGACUCACUCCAGGACCCGGUUAUCUUGAGGCGCUCACGCAGUCGAAUCUAGAGUAUAUUCAGACUCCCAUCAAGAGCUUCACCACGGAGGGUAUUGUGACAACUGACGGCGUACACCGCCCGGUCGACGCUGUAAUCUGCUCCACCGGAGCCAACGUAGACUAUGCACCACCGUUCCCUAUCACGUCCGGUGAUCUCGAUCUUUCUCAGGAUUGGAAGCCCACUGGCAAAUUCGGCUGGCCAUACUCCUACCUCGGACUCUGCACUCCUGGUUUCCCAAACUUGGCUUUCCUGCUGGGUCCCAACCCAGCCGGACUCAGCGGUACCGUACCCCAUGCCGUCGAAACGCAGGUCGUGUACAUCGCCAAAAUGCUCCGAAAGAUCUCCUCGCAACGCAUCCGAUCUAUGCAGCCUAGCAAAGAAGCCACAGAUGACUUUGUCACCUAUUGCGAUGCUUUCUUCCCUAGGACGAACCUCAGCCUCAACUGCAGCUCGUGGUCAAACGGCGGGAGACCGGGUGCGAGAAUCCAUGGUCAUUGGCCGGGAUCAGGAGGACAUUCGGCUGUCGCCCGACAAGAUCCGAGGUGGGAAGAUUUUGAGUACGAGUACGAAAGGCCAGAGUGCCGCUUUGCGUACUUUGGCAACGGUCAGACGAGAAAGGAGACGCUCCCGGAUAGCGACAUGACGCCUUAUUUGAUGCUUGAUCAAGAUCUGCGGGAUGUUCAUGAGAGGUGGUAUCAUUAG